This is a messenger RNA of Phytophthora nicotianae INRA-310, 564 nucleotides long. RefSeq lists its product as hypothetical. The transcript is spliced from 2 exons. The record is from RefSeq and is a predicted model, not a curated record. The coding region runs from base 1 to 564 and encodes 187 amino acids. Lineage: Eukaryota; Oomycota; Peronosporomycetes; Peronosporales; Peronosporaceae.
AUGGGCGAUGCAGAUGUGGCCCAGUACAACGCGCUGGCAUCCGUUUUCAGCGACUGCAAGUACAUCCACCUGAUGUGCUAUUAUCACGUCAUAGCAAAGAUGGUUGAUCGCUUGAAAGGGUUGUCUAAUGAGCUCAGCUCCACGUGCUUUCGAACGCCACCUGGAUUUGCUACCACUAAAAACCCGGUUGAGCAAUUCAACCGGGUAUUAAAGCGAGACUACACAGCCCAUAGGCUACUGGAGACGGGCGAGCUACUACAACAACUCGCUUCUUGUUGCAGCAACCGCUCUAUCGACGUCCGUCCGUUUUCGGAGUCGCCUGGCACCUCGAAAGAGCUGCUGUCCCGCGUGAAGGCACUACGCGGCAAGCAGUUACUUCGUGAAUUCGUAUUGCCCCGGAUGAGCGCCGAUUUCCUUCUUGUGGACUCAAGCAACGAUGUAUUUCACGUUUUGUACACACCACCCAACCGAAUUUACAACACCACCUCGAACAGCGCCCACGAAGCUAUUCAAGUCUCAGCUCAAGUAGGUGCAAACACUGCGCGCAUGGAGAUCGCGAACUAA